AGUUCUCUCCUGUCAUCCUGAGUCCCCGCUCCUGGGUGCCCUGUAUGAGUGACGCCUGGGUCUGCCAUGGAACCUGGCCCUGCCCUGGCCUGGCUCCUGCUCCUGAGCCUGCUGGCUGAUUGUCUGAAAGCUGCUCAGUCCCGAGACUUCACAGUGAAAGACAUUAUCUACCUCCACCCUUCAACCACACCAUAUCCUGGUGGAUUUAAGUGUUUCACCUGUGAAAAGGCAGCAGACAAUUAUGAGUGCAACCGAUGGGCUCCAGACAUCUACUGUCCUCGAGAGACCAGAUACUGCUACACUCAGCACACAAUGGAAGUCACAGGAAACAGCAUCUCUGUCACCAAACGCUGCGUUCCACUGGAAGAUUGCUUGUCCACUGGCUGCAGAGACUCCGAGCAUGAAGGCCACAAGGUCUGCACUUCCUGUUGUGAAGGAAAUAUCUGUAACUUGCCGCUCCCCCGAAAUGAAACUGAAGCCACAUUUGCCACAACGUCACCCAUAAAUCAGACAAAUGGGCACCCACACUGCAUGUCAGUGAUAGUGUCCUGCUUGUGGGUGUGGUUGGGACUCACAUUAUAGCAGCUCAAAGGCGUCAUGUGUAGUAGUGAUCCCUGGGGAUCUCGAUGGUCCAUAGUCAUGCAUGAGUCAUUGGCCUGCCAAUAGUUACACAUGUGAAAUCACACCACUCACAGAUGUCUUCACAGCCAAGCAUUUCCACUUAUCAUGAGGAACAAGCAUUGCUUCAGUGUAGUCAUUUCAAGUCCAAGACCUCAUUGCAGCCAACCUCCCCCUAAAACAGACUCUGAGUUGUAUACCACAAACCUUUGUUUUCACUCUGGGAAAUAGUUCUGCAUUUAUUGAGCUCUGGGGCUCUUAAUUUGGAAUACAUGCAUGAGCCACAGGAGGUCCUGGGACCCUCUGAGAUGUUAGGCAAUAUGUUACAUAGAUAUGCGUAGAUUUGUGUUUUUCAAGAGAAAGGUAACGGACCACUGGUUUAAAUAUAAUCAUGAAUUCCUUAAUAGCUUUAGAAUUUUAGAUUUUGCUUCCAAAAUGAAUGGACUAUUUCCUGAGAUAUUCUGAGUCCCUGAAAAAGUAGUAAACAAUUGUCCAAUUGAAUUUUCCCAACAUUCUUCUCGCGGUAGUGGGUAUCAUAUUCCCUCUGCUCUGUGUGGGACAUAAAAAGGCAAUCAUAAAAGUUUGUUGUAUGGGGGGGAGGGGUGGCCGGAGAAGGAUUUUUCCCAACUUAAUGGAGCUAGCAUCCAUAAACUAGCUGCUUAUCUCUUCAUAUAGUUGGUGAGAUUGGCCUUGAUUUGGCACCUAACUGUGCUCCGUGAGAUCCUGGAUUUUACCUGGACCGGUGUGUGUCCAAAGAGUCCCAAAGCAGACUGGGGUUAUUUUCUUCAGUUGUGGGGUUCUUUUCAGGCAUAACUAAUCUCGACCAAUUGGGUUUCAGAAUGAAAGGAAAGAGAUGUGUGCAGGUUGAUCCUAGUUCAUUGUGAGGGCGCAGUAAGUAGCUUAGCCAGGUCUUCCAUCUGCAAUUCAUACUGCCAAGAGCCCACCUGUUCCUCCUCUUUCAAAUCCCCAGUGACUUUAGGGGGAAGAUUCUGCGUUAGGUUGUCUCAAGAUUGAUAGGGAAAGAAGACAUAAUAUCCUAGGAUGAGAAGUAAGUGGACCAGUGGAGUGAUGGUGAGACUAGUAAGGAGACCUAGUGGGAAGUUUUUAUUCUUUUAGGUGAUUGCUUUUGAAGUAGAUAGUAGAAUUUUCACCAUUCUUCCUAUAUUUUGGGCACCCCAAGUUACAAUUUUUUCUUCCUCCUUGUAAACCAUUUAUACAAUAUUUAUUUUUGUAUGGCGUAACUAAAAUAUAUUGUAAAAAAUUCUUUAUUCUGAACAAAAUGAUCAAAUUAGAAUACUUAUUUUUCAACAGUGGUAGAGCUUGUAAUAUAUGUUUGUUGAAAGUUAUCUGUAAUACUUGCACCAGUGUUGGAAAAAGUUAACUUAUGUUGUGAGCAAGAGUAAUGUGUUGGCCUCAAGGUUUUUGCUUAUGGUUGCCUCAGUGGUGUUGUCCCAGCAGAUUUCGGGGGGUGACCAUCACUGCUGUGAGUUUCUCUGCGAGGUUAUGGGGCAUAUUUGCAUGAAAUGUGAUGGAGCCAUUGCUGAUAAAGAGGAGAAUGUUGUCAGGGUCCAUCUGCCCUGCACAGGAAAAUGUCUCUGGCUCAUAAAAUGAGACCCCUUCAGGGAUCAAAUAUGAACUGACAGUGGUAACUCUGCUACAAAAUAAUCCAAAUUGCAUCAAAUGGCCUUAAAUCAGAGUUUGGUAGGCUUAUCAAUAUGUUGCUUAUAAUUGGAGUGGGGGAAGUAGUGAGAGAGAAAGCAAGACAUUUAUUAAGCACCUCCUAUGUGCCAGGCACUCGGCUAAGCACUUUACGUAAGUUAGGUCAUAUAAUCCCUGCAGGCACCCUGUAAAGAAUAUCACUAGUAUACAGAUGAAGGUACUGAGGCUCUAAGAAGCUCGGUAAAGUGAAGCCUUUUCCUUCCGAUUUAGGUUAUAUAGGAUGAGGUGAAGAGGAAGGGAAGGUAGAAUUACCACCUCUAGGAAAACUUCCAAGCCUGACCAUGGGAAUUUGUCCAUCUUAUCAUGUGGAGUUUGUCUAGUCCUGCCUCUGCAGGAUGCCGUUUUCAUGUGUCCCCAGAUGGUGUUUUUUCUUUGUGGGGUGGAGGUAUGGCUUCCUCAUUCAUUCCUCUUGCUAAAAGAGGAGACAGGUUAAUCCUACAUCAAAAGAUGCUAUAGGACAAUGAAAAUUUGGUGUUGUACAUAUCUACAAGUACCGUUUUUGUGCAUGGUCACUCUCCACUGACACCUUCCAAGUCCUGCAUGCGAUUUGCGUAAGAGACAAAGUCCAAAUGAUGGUUCUUAAUGAAAAAAUAACUACUCUAAAGCCUCCCUGGCUGGUGUGCAGGGACCAGGUCUGCAAUGGUGUGGACUCAUCUGCCACCCAAGGGGUCACUGCACACUCCACGCAGAUGUGGUAUGUGCACCCCGUGUGCCUGUCAGAAUGACUAGUGUUUCAUUGUCUUGAAAGAAAGUGGUUUGUUCAGCAUCCGCAGCCUCAAGGAGCCAAGGAAGGGCCAUUCAGGUGGAAGGCCCAGUGCUGGUCUCUAUCUGACUUUUCUACCACAUUAAACUUUCCAUUACAUCCCACCAUUGGUGACGUGGCUUGAAGUGCAAAGAGCCGUGAUGUGUAUAUUAACCUAUGUGCCACUUAUUUAUUUUUAGACUCCUCACAGCAUCCAUGUCAAUAUGGGAUUAAUGCCUAAAUUUUGUAAAUAUUGUACAUUUUGUAAAU
This is a messenger RNA of Ceratotherium simum simum (southern white rhinoceros), 3349 nucleotides long. It is a transcript of the gene LYPD6, whose product is annotated as LY6/PLAUR domain containing 6. Gene Ontology annotation, molecular function: acetylcholine receptor inhibitor activity. NCBI's taxonomy places the organism in Eukaryota, Metazoa, Chordata, Mammalia, Perissodactyla, Rhinocerotidae. The record is from RefSeq and is a predicted model, not a curated record. Gene Ontology annotation, biological process: positive regulation of canonical Wnt signaling pathway.